Messenger RNA from Daphnia pulicaria, 1822 nucleotides. RefSeq names its product putative ammonium transporter 1. Lineage: Eukaryota; Metazoa; Arthropoda; Branchiopoda; Diplostraca; Daphniidae. Gene Ontology annotation, biological process: ammonium transmembrane transport; ammonium homeostasis. The record is from RefSeq and is a predicted model, not a curated record. Gene Ontology annotation, molecular function: ammonium channel activity. The transcript is spliced from 9 exons. Gene Ontology annotation, cellular component: membrane. Bases 206 to 1495 code for a protein of 429 amino acids.
AUCAGGUAUACAGUUGUCAGAAGGUAGGUAGGAAACUAAUACGUUAUUUAUAGAAUGGAGCAUAUUGUGGCGUGCAGAAGUUUCCUUGUUGAUGGAUUCUGACGUCAAUGAUGCAGCGGAAAAUGGGGUGGAUGCGUUACCGAAUAGGUAAUAACUCUGGAGAUCUUGCAAUCAGCGCGAGUCGACCAUAGGUUCGAGUUGGAAGAUGAUGGUGAACGAAACGUACUCUUUACUGUUGGUCGAACAACAGGAAUUAGAGAGCCUUAAGAAGAAUAUGGACGAUUUAUUCCUUAUCAUCAUGGGCAACUUUGUCUUUUUUUUGCAGCCUGGAUUCUUCCUUUAUGAAUCGGGAACCGUUCGCCAAAAGAAUGUCGUCAGCGUAGCCUUUCGCAAAUUUAUCAACACAACUAUUAGCUCGCUGACCUACUUUCUCACCGGCUUCGCGCUAUCAUUUGGCGAUGGCAAUGGUUUCUGUGGAUUUCAAUACUUUGCCCUGGUCGAUCUGCCCGACGAGAUGAUGGCCGAGUGUUUCUUUCAGUACACGUUUGCUGCGGUAGCGUCAUCCGUCCCUUCGGGAGUGGUACACGAACGCUCCUCUACCGUCGCUUUUGUGUCCUACACGGCGUUGACUUCUGGAUUCAUUUAUCCGAUUGCAGCGCAUUGGGUGGCGACCAAAAACGGAUGGCUCAGUCGGUUGGGUUUCGACGAUUUCGCUUUUAGUGGUGUAGUUCACGCCAUGAGCGGAGCAACAUGUUUGGCAGCUGCUUGGAUGACUGGCCCACGACUGGAUCGCUACGAGUCUGGCGGCCAACGUAGAGUCGUUAUUUCUCCUCACUCAGUGCCGCAAAUGAUUUUAGGUGCAUUCAUCUUUCUCUUUGGGAUGAUUGCCUUCAAUGCAGGAUCCCAAGGAUCCAUUAGUCAGUCGGGAGAUGGACCGAUUAUUGCACAAGUCACGAUCAACACACUUAUAUGCGCCAUGACAAGUGCUGUGACUGGACUGAUUUAUCACCGGUUCAUAGUGGACCGGUCCAAAAAGAACUGGAAUUAUUCAAGUUGCGUUAACGGAAGCUUUGUUGGAAUGGUUGCCAUAUGCGCAGGAUGUAAUCAAUUCCAGUGUGGCGGCGCUUUUGCACUGGGCAUUCUGUCCUACCUCUUAUAUUUGGCCAUUCAGGCGAUAGUGGAAAAACUAAAAGUGGAUGACGUGGUGAAUGGAAUUGCAAUUCAGCUGGGCGGCGGAUAUGCUGGACUUCUCAGCGUGCCUCUGUUUAAAGAUAAUGGGCUACUGACCAAUCCAUCUAAAAGCUCUCCUUGGGGUUUGCUGAUUAACGCUGGAGGUGGAAUCGUGAUCAUGCUUUGGUCGUUUUCCAUCACUAUAUUGCUGUUCAUUGUUCUACGAUACUUUGAUCUCCAUCGAGUAUCUCCUGCCGACGAAAAAAUCGGUUUAGAUAUGGCGAUACACAAAGAAAAGGCUUACGACCACACUGUAAGAAAAUAAGAGAAGUUCAUCGCAGUUUCUGGGUACUAAUAACUGUUCGUGAGCUUAACUAUAAUAACUAAGAAAAUCGUAAGUCUAAUAAUAAAUUCCAAAACCCCAAUUGAAUCUGUAGCCAGCACUAUUAAAAAAUAACACUGUUUUUUGUAAUUUCACAAUUUUUCGCAUUAAGAUGACAACUCAAAAACUUUUAAAAAUAAGAAAGAAAAAUGAUUGAUUUCUGUUAAAGUCCAAAUCGUCCGGGUGUCCGGCGUGGUGUACCCUCCGGUGCUCGUCCAGGUGUAAUAAUCUCCGAUCUAAAAAUAAUAAAAUGAAAAAAGUUUCAAAUUU